This is a messenger RNA of Gilbertella persicaria, 1548 nucleotides long. Its product is annotated as major facilitator superfamily domain-containing protein. The coding region runs from base 1 to 1548 and encodes 515 amino acids. The record is from RefSeq and is a predicted model, not a curated record. Lineage: Eukaryota; Fungi; Mucoromycota; Mucoromycetes; Mucorales; Choanephoraceae. The transcript has 11 exons. Gene Ontology annotation, cellular component: plasma membrane. Gene Ontology annotation, biological process: carboxylic acid transport; transmembrane transport. Gene Ontology annotation, molecular function: carboxylic acid transmembrane transporter activity.
AUGUCUGCUGAAACUAAUACCAAACAUGAAAUUGAACAGAUAGAGAGUAUUCAAGCUGAAGACAAUGCUGAUAGCUUUAGACAAUAUGUUGAACAGGAAGAAAAAAAGCGUAAAAACAUUUUUGUCCGGUUCAAGGAUUCUAUCUAUACAAAGCCAGAAAAGAAGGGUCCAAGUCCAUGGUAUUUGCUUACAAACCUGACAAGUACCCAGAGGAUAACUUUUGUUGCAGCUUUUUUUGGCUGGACACUUGAUGCUUUUGAUUUCUUUUCUGUUUCGUUGUCUGCUACUCGUAUCGCUGAAACCUAUGGUGUUCAACCUUCUGAUGUCACUAGUGCAAUUACUACAACUUUGAUGUUGCGUCCUAUUGGUGCCUUAAUUUUUGGCGCUUUAGCUGACAAAUUUGGUCGUCGUUGGCCGCUGCUCAUUGAUAUUGUAUUAUUCUCUCUUAUCAAUAUGGCCAGUGGUUUCGCUCCUAACCUCCAGACAUUUAUUGGUCUUCGAGCUGUUUUUGGUAUUGCCAUGGGCGGUGAAUGGGGACUUGGUGCAAGUUUAGCACUUGAAAUGUUACCUGUUGAAGCGCGCGGUUUAUUUUCCGGUAUCUACCAACAAGGUUACGCUUGUGGCUAUCUCUUAGCUACGCUUGUAAACUAUGCUAUCGUCCAAACUGGUUCUUCAUGGCGUAUAUUGUUCUGGGUCGGGGCUGGUUUUGCUCUUCUUGCUGUUGUGAUUCGUAUUUGGGUGCCUGAAUCCGAGACAUUUGAAAAGCAAAAGGCCGUACGUAAAGUCUUAGGUCGAUCUUUAUUGACUGAAAUCAAACUCGCUAUUAGAAACCAUUGGCUUCGUUUGAUCUAUAUGAUUAUCCUUAUGGCUUUCAUGAACUUCUUUUCUCACGGAUCACAAGAUUUGUAUCCUACCUUCUUAUUAUCGCAAUUGGGCUACAGUGCUACGCAGCAAACAGUAACUGGUGUCAUUAUGAACAUAGGCGCUAUCUGCGGUGGUACCAUUUUUGGUCAUCUUUCCAAUGGUUUUGGUCGUCGUUUUAUUCUGUGUGUUUGCGCCAUUCUUGCCGGUGCUUUUAUUCCUCUCUGGAUCUAUGCGCCUAACAUCCAUUCUCUCCAGUUUGGUGCUUUUGUCAUGCAGUUUUUUGUUCAAGGUGCUUGGGGUGUCAUUCCAGCUCAUAUCAAUGAAUUGGCUCCCCCUUCUUUUAGAGGUUUAAUGCCCGGUUUAGCUUAUCAGUUGGGUAACUUGAUUAGUGCAGCCUCUAGUCAAAUUGAAGCCACCAUUGGUGAAAGAUACCCCCUUCGUAAUUCUGAUGGAAGCUACAAAUUAAACAAUAAGGGUAUUCCUAUCGCAGACUAUGGCCUUACACAGGCUAUUUUUAUGGGUUGUGUUAGCGCUGGUCUACUAAUUACAGCUCUGGUUGGUAAAGAAGAACGCAAUAGAGAUUUCUCAAACGAUCUUGCUGAAGAUCAAAGUAGCCAUGGUGCUGUUAGUCCUGGAGACAUUAAGGCAGACGAAAUGGAACAAGGUCUUGAAGAAUCAAGAUAA